AUGUAUACGGACCGUACACUACUGCCACAAAAAAAAAGUUGCUCUUCUGAGAUACUUUUAGAAGUUAUGAGCAGUGGUGGUGGACGUGUUUGUGUGUUGUGUGUGUUGUGUGCGAAAAUUUUUAGUUUGUCGCUCUCUCUCUCUUUCUUUCUUUCUGUCGUGGUGGUACGCCGCCGCCCAACACAAAUUCUCUUUUUUUUUUUUUUUUCUUCAGAUUUCUGGAAUUAUCGGGACAUAGUUUUAAGAUCCCAACACAAAAAGACGCGAAAUUACCACCUGUAUACCACACGUACAUCAAGAGCAUAA
Candida albicans SC5314 is the source of this 306-nucleotide messenger RNA. RefSeq lists its product as uncharacterized. NCBI's taxonomy places the organism in Eukaryota, Fungi, Ascomycota, Pichiomycetes, Serinales, Debaryomycetaceae. The transcript has a single exon. The coding region runs from base 1 to 306 and encodes 101 amino acids. The record is from RefSeq and is a predicted model, not a curated record.